AUGCAACAAUACUUCAUUCAAAAGGAUCCGAAACAUCGGCCUUACGAUGGUACUUUGAUACGUCCAUCAGUUAAUCCAUAUAUGCGUAAUGAGAUACGACCAAAUGUACGAAUUGCUGGUCUUCUUUUCGAGAAUGAUAUUGCCUUAAUUUUGUCACAAAUGAAAUUGUUAACAUCAAUGAAGCAAUAUCGUAAAAAACGAAAAAUAAUCGCUGAUCCAAGUUAUCACUGGAAAAGUUCAUUAAUUGCAUAUCGUUUCGGUGAUAGCGAUACAAACUGGCAAGAUUACAUUCGUAAAACACUUCAUUAUUGGGAGCAAGAAACAUGCUUACGUUUUGUGGAAAAUAAACCUGAUGAUGAUUAUUUAAUUUUUAUCAUUGGAAGCGGCUGUUAUUCCAAUGUUGGAAGAUUAGGCGGCAGUCAAACAAUAUCCAUUGGUUAUGGUUGUGAAACUCUUGGAAUUAUUUCACAUGAACUUGGGCAUGCGCUAGGAUUUUGGCAUGAGCAAGAGAGGUCAGACCGUGAUAACUAUGUUCGUAUCAAUUUACAAAAUGUUAUCAGUGGAAGUGAGGGAAAUUUUGAAAAGCGUAAUGUAACACAAAUUAUCGAUUUAGGCGUUCCGUAUGAUCUUGGAUCAGUGAUGCAUUAUUCCACUAAUACAUUUGCAAAGAAAUUUAUUGAUUUUACGGUUGAUCCAAUCGAUACAAAAUAUCGUUCAACAGUUGGCAAUCGUGUUGCACCAGCAUUUACUGAUUUUAAACAAAUUAAUUUACUUUAUUGUUUUGAUAGAUGCCAAAUGACAAAUUUAAAAUGUCAUCAUGGUGGCUAUCCGGAUCCAAAUAAUUGCAGUAUAUGCAAAUGUCCAGAAGGUCUUGGUGGUCAUCAAUGCUCUGAUUUACAAAAAUCUUCAUGUGGUUAUGAACAAUUGGUAAGUGACGAAUGGCAAACAUUAGAAUAUAAUGGUUCAUCGAACUGCUAUUGGAGAAUUUACUCGCCAAAUGGUCGUAUUCGUUUUGAGCUGACAGAAGCACAUUACAAAUGUGAUCCUGUUUGCGAGGAAUAUGUUGAAGUGAAACAUAAAAUAGAUUUGCAAAUUUCUGGGUUUCGUUCCUGUUGUAUACCGGUUACAGGUGAAUUUAUUUCCGAAGGUGAAAUGCUAAUUGUCAUUUCACAUGCUUCCAGAACAUCACAUUUCCUUCUGCGAUUUAUUAAUGCUCAGUCAACAAUAUCAUCAAAAUUAUUGACAGCGUCACAAACAAUCACAUAUCAAACGAAAAGUGAUUUCAAUCAACAAUGUCAAUGUGCUAUGAAACGAAUUACAUUUAUCAUUUGUGAAUAUCGACAAUUUCAUAACUGCAAAUAUAUUAUAAAAAAUGUUAGCUGUAAUCAAUUUCCAUUAAAUUCAACUGAAAUAAUGCUUCAUAAAUAUAAAAUUAUUCGUAAAAUUCUUUAA
This is a messenger RNA of Brugia pahangi, 1452 nucleotides long. Lineage: Eukaryota; Metazoa; Nematoda; Chromadorea; Rhabditida; Onchocercidae. The record is from the annotation of a GenBank genome assembly.